Miscanthus lutarioriparius is the source of this 411-nucleotide messenger RNA. NCBI's taxonomy places the organism in Eukaryota, Viridiplantae, Streptophyta, Magnoliopsida, Poales, Poaceae. The record is from the annotation of a GenBank genome assembly.
AUGGUUCACGGGAAGCUGGAGGUCCUUCUCGUCUCCGCCAAGGGCCUCGAGGACACCGAUUUCCUCAAUAACAUGGACCCCUUCGUGAUCCUUACAUGCCGCACCCAGGAGCAGAAGAGCAGCGUUGCAAAUGGAGCAGGAAGCGAGCCUGAAUGGAACGAGACCUUCAUCUUCACAGUCUCUGACGAAACCCCGCAGCUCCAUCUCAAGAUCAUGGACAGCGAUCUCACCAAUGAUGAUUUCGUUGGCGAAGCAACCAUCCCCCUGGAGGCUGUGUUUCAGGAAGGCAGCCUUCCUCCGGCAGUUCAUCCGGUCGUCAAGGAGGAGAAAUACUGCGGAGAGAUCAAGCUUGCACUCACCUUCACUCCAGCAGCGGAAACUCGCCGCCCUGAUGACAGCAUCUGGAGUUGA